This is a messenger RNA of Oncorhynchus nerka (sockeye salmon), 3128 nucleotides long. RefSeq names its product kinesin-associated protein 3-like. The transcript is spliced from 19 exons. Gene Ontology annotation, molecular function: kinesin binding. The coding region runs from base 137 to 2431 and encodes 764 amino acids. The record is from RefSeq and is a predicted model, not a curated record. NCBI's taxonomy places the organism in Eukaryota, Metazoa, Chordata, Actinopteri, Salmoniformes, Salmonidae. Gene Ontology annotation, cellular component: kinesin II complex; axoneme; ciliary transition zone. Gene Ontology annotation, biological process: cilium organization; microtubule-based movement.
GGGAUGACAGUCUCACCCUAGCAACACAAAGCAAACACAUAAACGAUGAGAACUCUACAUUUAGCUAACAAAUCGAGUCGUUCUGUUGAAAUUACUGUGAAAGAACAUUUUAUAUGAGUUUUCUAUUAUUUCCGAAAUGGAAAAAUUGCAAGCAGAAGAUGCACGGUAUUUGAAAAGGAAAGUGAAAGGGGGGAGUUUGGAUGUCCACCCGACAGAGAAAGCCCUCAUCGUUCAGUAUGAGUUGGAGGCAACUAUCCUCGGUGAGAUGGGAGACCCGAUGGUUGGGGAACGCAAGGAGUGUCAGAAAAUCAUCCACCUAAAAAGCUUGAGCGCCAACACGGACAUUGACACCCUAGCUCGGAAGGUGGUGGAAGAAUGCAGGCUCAUUCAUCCAUCUAAACUACCCGAGGUGGAGCAAUUGCUCUUCUACCUGCUGAACCGCAAGAAGUCAGACAAACGAGAGAAACACCCGCCGAGAGACCUCGCACCAUUUGAGGGGAUGGAGCUGGAUGAGGAGGCCAAUAUCAACAGGAUAGAUCACUAUGUGGAGCUGCUGUAUGAGGACAUCCCAGAGAAGGUCAGGGGUGCCACCCUCAUCCUCCAUCUCGCCCGCAACCCAGACAACCUGGAGGAGCUCCUGCAGAAUGAGACGGCCCUGGGAGCCCUGGCCAGAGUUCUGCGGGAAGACUGGAAACAGAGCGUUGACCUGGCAACCACCAUCAUCUACGUCUUCUUUUGCUUCUCCAGUUUCUCCCAGUUCCAUGGGCAGGUGACUCACUAUAAGAUCGGAGCCCUCUGUAUGAACAUAAUUGAACAUGAGCUGAAGAGGUACGACCUCUGGCAGGAUGAACUGCAGAAGAAAGCGGCAGCCUGUGACAAUGACCAUAAGAACCAGAAUGUGAAGAAGGAGCAUGAGAAAGCCUUCAAGAAGUACCAAGGUCUACUGAUCAAGCAGGAGCAGCUUCUACAAGUGGCUCUGCACCUGUUGUUGAACCUUGCUGAGGACACGCGCACGGAGCUGAAGAUGAGGAACAAGAACAUCGUCCACACCUUGGUGAAGACCCUGGACCGGGAAGACGAGGAGCUGCUGGUGCUGGUGGUCUCCUUCCUCAAGAAGCUCAGUAUCUUCCUGGAGAAUAAGAAUGACAUGGCAGAGACAUAUGCUGUGGAGAAACUGGCCAGGCUGCUGCCCUGUAAGCAUGAAGACCUACUGAACACUACGCUGCGCCUGCUCCUCAACCUCUCCUUUGACACAGGCCUCCGCAGCCAGACGGUCCAGGCUGGACUCAUCCCCAAACUCUCCGCACUGCUAGCUGACGAGAGCCAGAGACAGCUGUGUAUGUGCAUUCUGUACCACAUCAGUGUGGACGACAGAUUCAAGUCCAUGUUUGCCUACACGGACUGCAUACCACAGUUGAUGAAGAUGCUGUUUGAUUGUGGUGAGAGCCCCAUGGACCCUGAGCUCAUCUCCUUCUGCAUCAACCUGGCUGCCAACAAGAGGAAUGCACAGAUCAUCUGUGAAGGUAAUGGUCUGAAGAUGCUGAUGAAGAGGGGUCUGAAGCUAAAGGAUGUUCUGACCAUGAAGAUGAUCAGGAACGUGUCUCAACACGACGGACCCACCAAGAACCUCUUCAUAGACUACGUAGGUGACUUGGCUGCUCAGACGGGAGUGCAGGAGAGGGAAGAGUAUGUGAUUGAGUGUCUGGGGACCUUGGCUAACCUCACCAUCCCUGACCUGGACUGGGAACUGGUGCUGAAGGAGUACAACCUGGUGCCCUUCCUCAAAGACCACCUCAAACCAGGCUCGGCAGAGGAUGACCUGAUCCUAGAGGUGGUAAUCAUGAUAGGGACGGUGUCCAUGGACGACUCCUGUGCUGCCAUGAUGGCCAAGUCUGGCAUCAUCUCUGCCCUCAUCGAGCUGCUCAACUCCCAACAGGAGGACGAUGAGUUUGUGUGUCAGAUCGUCUAUGUGUUCUACCAGAUGGUGUUCCACCAAGCCACCAGGGAUGUCAUCAUUAAGGACACACGUAUCCUCCCUCUUACAACCGAGUAUGAUGAAGAGUGGGGGAGGAAGAUCCAGAGUGAGAAGUUCCGCUGGCACAAUUCCCAGUGGUUAGAGAUGGUGGACAACAGAGCCAUGGGAGACGACGGAGAACCAUUCAUGUACGGAGACGACGGGGAACCUUUCAUGCACAACGGAGACAUUCUGGAGAGACCCGACCUCUUCUACAGUGCAGAUGGGAUCAUCCCAGCAGACAGUACCAUCAGCCCAGAGUUCUUCAUAGGCUACCAGAAUGGAGACAUGGGCCAGGCUGGAGGCUUCCCAGGCAGUAUGAAUAUCGAUACGUUUAGACAGUCGACGGUGACCUCUGGACAGCGCCCCUUCACAGCUUCCGGCUUCCGGACAGAAGAACAGUUCUUCUACAGCUAGGCUGGAAUCGGCCUCCAGAUCAACCAGGUCAAAUUGGGUUCAAUACACGGCACAGACUGACAACAGCUAUCUCCCGUGUAGCUCGCUACGCUGUGUAGUGAUGAGCGUAUCAACACUACUACUGUGUGUUUAACAGCUAGUUGCUUCAAGUGCUCUAUUCCAAACUUUAGCAGUGAUGACGUUGCUGUUUUAUUGAAUGCUAACAUUACAUCUUAAGCUACCCAAACGCUUUUCUGGAAAACAAUCCUUAUCUAGUUAAGGUCAUAAAAAAUGUCAAUUUGUUUUGAGAUUGAAUUGGAAUAUAUUUGCAUAUAUCUCAAUGUGUUCACUAUAAGUAUGUACCAUAAUACAAGAACACAUACUUAAGACUAAAGUUAACUUAUACAGGAUGAGCACUGCUUUGUUUCCAUAGGAUGUUUUCCACACAUUACAGUUCCGAAGUAGAGGUGGUUGGUUGGUAUUGCACAGUGUGAGUCUUAUUCUAAUAGUCCAGUGAUGAUCCUUUUUAUAGGUGAUCUCAUUCAUGAGACUGACAGUUUUACUUUGCCUUUGUACAAACAUUCAGUAAUUAUGUUUAUUUAACUGUUUUCUUUUAUAUAAAUUAACAAUUUGUUGUGUUGUCUCUUCAUUGUGCCUGGUGCUCGUCAGAACAAAUUUGUCUGUGGUGCAAUAUUUAAAAUAAAGUGUUGAAAACGGA